This is a messenger RNA of Cladocopium goreaui, 4243 nucleotides long. NCBI's taxonomy places the organism in Eukaryota, Dinophyceae, Suessiales, Symbiodiniaceae. The record is from the annotation of a GenBank genome assembly.
CCCGCCCAGCGAUGCCAAGUGGAUAAUGGCAGCGACGGGUUUGAGAGCUGUGACAUUUGUCUCCUUGCUGCUGUCUCUGUGUGACUUCACACAUGCCGGAGGAACGGAUACGAGGCUCAUCCGGCGUGAAUCACUCCAAGACGGCAGGUUGAGAAUCUCCGCGCACGGUCGACAGCGGCAAGUACCUCUCAUCCCAGGCAAUGCUGCGCCAACCGCAGGUCCGGUAGCGUCCGCAGCGCCGGCAGCGCCUGCAGCGCCCACCAUAGCGCCCACCACAGCGCCCACAGGACCUGCGGUCACUGCGCUAGCUGUAACCACUGUGCCUUCUGUCGCACCUGGCGCAGCAAAAGUGCACACUGUGAAGACGGAGGUCAGAGAGGUCAGGGAGGUGACUGAAAAGACGGACGAGGAGGAGGGCGAGGAUGAAGAUGGCGCAGACAGGAAAGACAAGGAACACAAAGAUCAGGGAGAGGGCAAAGAUGAAGGGAAGCCAAAAGAAGAGAAGGUCACACAGAUGCCGGGCUGGACCAUAGCUGCAGGUGGAGUUCUCCUGGCUGCUGGUGCCUUGGGGGUCUAUGUCUGGUCUCGCCGGCCUGAACCAAAACUAAAGCAGGACAAGCCAAGGACGAGCAUAUUGUCUAGAAGGCUGCGAGGAUCAGUUGAGCUCAAGAUAUUUUAUGGCAUUGCGGCAUUGGGUCUCACGCAGGACCUUGUUCCUAUCAGCUCCCCAUGUCUUUCAACCUGUCCAUCUCUAUCGACUCUAUCGCCUAUCGCCUUUUCAGAAGGGUUCUCCAUGGUUCCUCACCUUGAACUCUGCGCUGCACCCGAUUCUCCGAACAAACGAAGAUCCAAUAUGUCUGCUGCCGAAGAGAAAGGCGCACGUCGCUCCAUUCGAGAGGGGUCGUCUUCAGAAUCUGAGCGGCAGAAAUCCAGACGGUCUAGGACUGAAGCUUCAAAGAAUGCAAGCCAACGAGGAAGUUUGUCAAGAAAAGACCCUGAAAAGUCAAAAGGUAGCAAAGCUGCGAACCCCGAUCAUGCUGAAGUCAUUGCCACCGAGGGUGCUGCUGCAAAAGGUGGCUACAAAAACCGCAAGCAGCAAGCAACAAGAGCAGCGGAUGCAAAAAAACAAACAGAUGAAACAAUAGUUCCCCUCGCCACUGAUCAACCAGCUGCAGCUGAAAAGCCAGCAGAGGGCACGCCACCAACCCCAGCUGCAAGUGAAGAAACACCUGCUGCAAGUCCUGCCGUGCCAGAUGCUGCAAUCCCCAAGAAUGAAGAAGCAUCGGCAGAAGGAACUCCGGCUGAUACGACCACAUCAAGACCAAGUGCUUACAGAAGCCGGAAGCAAAAUCAGCCAGCAGCAGCUGAAAAGCCAGCAGAGGGCACGCCACCAACCCCAGCUGCAAGUGAAGAAACACCUGCUGCAAGUCCUGCCGUGCCAGAUGCUGCAAUCCCCAAGAAUGAAGAAGCAUCGGCAGAAGGAACUCCGGCUGAUACGACCACAUCAAGACCAAGUGCUUACAGAAGCCGGAAGCAGAAUCAGCCAGCAGCAGCUGAAAAGCCAGCAGAGGGCACGCCACCAACCCCAGCUGCAAGUGAAGAAACACCUGCUGCAAGUCCUGCCGCGCCAGAUGCUGCAACCCCCAAGAAUGGAGAAGCAUCGGCAGAAGGAACUCCGGCUGAUACGACCACAGCAAGACCAAGUGCUUACAGAAGCCGGAAGCAGAAUCAGCCAGCAGCAGCUGAAAAGCCAGCAGAGGGCACGCCACCAACCCCAGCUGCAAGUGUAGAAACACCUGCUGCAAGUCCUGCCGCGCCAGAUGCUGCAACCCCCAAGAAUGGAGAAGCAUCGGCAGAAGGAACUCCGGCUGAUACGACCACAGCAAGACCAAGUGCUUACAGAAGCCGGAAGCAGAAUCAGCCAGCAGCAGCUGAAAAGCCAGCAGAGGGCACGCCACCAACCUCGCCUGCAAGUGAAGAAACACCUGCUGCAAGUCCUGCCGUGCCAGAUGCUGCAACCCCCAAGAAUGAAGAAGCAUCGGCAGAAGGAACUCCGGCUGAUACGACCACAGCAAGACCAAGUGCUUACAGAAGCCGGAAGCAGAAUCAGCCAGCAGCAGCUGAAAAGCCAGCAGAGGGCACGCCACCAACCCCAGCUGCAAGUGAAGAAACACCUGCUGCAAGUCCUGCCGUGCCAGAUGCUGCAACCCCCAAGAAUGGAGAAGCAUCGGCAGAAGGAACUCCGGCUGAUACGACCACAGCAAGACCAAGUGCUUACAGAAGCCGGAAGCAGAAUCAGCCAGCAGCAGCUGAAAAGCCAGCAGAGGGCACGCCACCAACCCCAGCUGCAAGUGAAGAAACACCUGCUGCAAGUCCUGCCGUGCCAGAUGCUGCAACCCCCAAGAAUGGAGAAGCAUCGGCAGAAGGAACUCUGGCUGAUACGACCACAGCAAGACCAAAUGCUGCAACCCCCAAGAAUGGAGAAGCAUCGGCAGAAGGAACUCCGGCUGAUACGACCACAGCAAGACCAAGUGCUUACAGAAGCCGGAAGCAGAAUCAGCCAGCAGCAGCUGAAAAGCCAGCAGAGGGCACGCCACCAACCUCGCCUGUAAGUGAAGAAACACCUGCUGCAAGUCCUGCCGUGCCAGAUGCUGCAACCCCCAAGAAUGAAGAAGCAUCGGCAGAAGGAACUCCGGCUGAUACGACCACAGCAAGACCAAGUGCUUACAGAAGUCGAAAGCAGAAUCAAAGCUCCAGUGGAGCUAGUUCUGGGCCAAGUGCGACUCUGGUGGUCGGUCAAGCUACCGUCAACGGCGGCAAAGUGCUGCUGCUGCCAAGCCAGAAACGCGGCCGAGCGCGAACCGAAGCAGAACUCAAAAUCAGCGAGCUGGCUGCCAUUCGCUUCCAAUUAAUUGGUGCCGUCGGUACUGCAGACUAUGGCCUGACCUUACCAACUGGCACAACAGAAAAACUUGGCAAACCUUCUGGGUUAAAAGACACGGACGAGUUGUUUGCUGCUGGCCUCGCUCGCGUGAGCUGGAAGAGGGAUUCUCUGGAGUUGGGGGAUCGCAGCUUUGGGUCCAGCACUCAGAGGGUCCCGCGGUCUGUGACCUAUGGCGCGAUGCUAGAGGUCGAGUCCUAUGGUGGGAACGGAGGGGGAGCCUUCUUGGGCCUGGUGCGAGAGAAAUCCGCCAGAAUACGCCCUACACUUCUUGGCCAGACAUUUGUCAGGACAGUCACUGUCGACUUGCGUGCUCCUGGAGAGGAGCGGCUGCUUCUGUCCACUGGCGCGCCUUCCCGAGGCUCAGCCCCUGCAGUGCCACUGGUGGAUCUGCGGCCCAAUGGAGCACCAGUUCGCUACUACGCUGUGGAGGCAACGGCCCUGCGAGUGGCAGGACAACGAUUGGAGUUGACAGCGCCUUUGAUCGCUGUCAUUGACACAGGCACAACAGGGCUUGGUCUUCCUUCCGCACUUUUCGAGAGCUAUGACCAACUUCGCAGAAAUGUUGCGCAAGAGUUUGGUCUGCAGCGGGCGCAGGAAGUGGACCUGCUCCUCCGUGCGGAGGAUGGUUCUGAGCUAUCCCUUAGCAUGAGGCCAGGGCGACAAAAGGCCUACAAGCAAGAUCGUUUUGAUAUUGUCACUGCGUUGCCGGAACCGUCAGGCAUGAACGCAGAAGCAUCAGCACUUUGGACUGGACAAGGUCUUUCGGGUGCUCAACCAAUGAAGUUGCGCGAUGGGAAGUUCAUAGCCCAGGCACCAAGUGCUUCCAUUGGAUGGGUGCAAGCAGACAGGCCUGUGAGUCGAGGAGAUCGGUUCUUGGUCAGGCUGCUUCCAUCUGGACCAGGCCGUUUGCCGUGCAACGGCUCCGUGGGGUUAGCACCUCGUGGCGCUCGCCUCACCGAACGCCUCACCCAGGACACUGCCGCAUAUGGCACAGAAGGCAAACUCAUUCCAGGUGAUCUGGUCGAGUGUCGUCUUGCGGAUGAUGGUUCUGGCACUGUCACAUGGAGGGUGAAUGGCAAAGAGGUGGCUUCUCCCGCCUCCUUAAAUACUGGUCGCAAUGUGUAUCCUACGGUGGAUGCUUAUCUUCAAUUCAAACUGCAUCAAUUUGCUGCCGUUGUUCUUGGCCUCUUGUGCUUCAGAAACUUGAAUCUGGGCCUUGUGGAUCUACGUAGACUCGAGGUCAAGCAGUCCUCCUUUUUUGAAGAAUUUAAUUUGUUGGUCCAUUUUGACCCUCCUUAG